This is a messenger RNA of Carassius gibelio (silver crucian carp), 4431 nucleotides long. RefSeq names its product centromere protein U. The record is from RefSeq and is a predicted model, not a curated record. NCBI's taxonomy places the organism in Eukaryota, Metazoa, Chordata, Actinopteri, Cypriniformes, Cyprinidae. The transcript has 10 exons. The coding region runs from base 2541 to 3881 and encodes 446 amino acids. Gene Ontology annotation, cellular component: nucleus.
AAAAACAUUGUUUUUGUUUAUGCACUGGUAAAAUUUGAGUUGAUUUUUCUUUAAUAAUGUUCUUUUUUAUAUAUAUUGGAAUAAGAAGAGAAAUCUAGAAUCCUUUCUGUAAAAACUAAUUACGUCAACAAAUUUUAGAUUUUGAUCCUGGCUUUAUCCAAUGUUUAGAUUUCUGUUCUGGAAAUGUAUGCAAAUUAGUGCAUAAUUAAUUACAUAAUGCCUCAUUUGCAUAUGUUAAACACUUUAGAAAACUUGCAACCCUAAACACUUAUCUUAAUGUACCGUGAAUAAUCAACUAGGAAAGUAUGGUGAUAUAUAUUUGUUGCAUUUUUCCCCAAACUUAUUUACUCACCCCCGUGUCAAUCCAAAUUUGUGUGAUUUCAUUCAUGUGUAAGACAAAAGGAGACGUUUUGAAAAAUGUUCACGCUGAUCUUUACUAUUCAAUGCAAGUAUUUAACAUGGAGACAAGAUAUGUUGUGCAAGCUUUUAUGUUGUCACAUCUGUCUUUAUCAAAUGCUUCAGUUUGAAAAUACAGUAGAAGGUUUUGAAAGAAUGUAUAAUAUCUAUAAUUACUUUACGAGUCUUGAUAUAUAGUGCACAUAUUGUCAUAUAAGGUGUUUUAUUGUGCUUUUUGGCGCUUGAUAGCCCCUGUUUGCUGUGUGCUUUUGUUGUUGCCGUACAUGAAAGAGCAGUGUCACUUUACUAAACAUCUCCUGCUGUGUUUCAGGAAGAAAGAUGGAUCUGAAAUGACUUGAGGCUGAGUUAUAGCAGUAAAAAUUGCUUAAAAGCCAUGAGAAUAAUGCAUAGACAGUAAUCCAAUAGCAGACUGGAUGCAACUACAACUCAUGUGCAAGACUUCUCCAAAAAUAAAACGGCACAUGUGGUGGUGAGGGAAGAGCUAUAGGGACUUCUGAAGGUCAUGAAAUAACCUGCUGCAAUCAUAAUAAGACUUAAACUGUCCACCAUCAUAUAUCAGACUAAAACGCUACCCGAUCAUGACCCCACAGUGACGACAGGACGAGGUCAGCCAGCUGGACAGAUGCCCUAACUUCACUACUCAUUAAACACUUACACAGGUAGCUUUUAAGAACGACACAACAGUUAUAAAGGACUUUAAGCAUGUGUGGCUGAAAUGUCCUUGAUAGGAUCUGACUUUAUGUGAAUCAUCUCUUUCCAGAGUAUUUGAGAGCUUGAUUCGUUUGUAUACGUACAUAUGACAUCUGCAUGUAUGCUACAUACACCUUGUUUAAAAUCUGCUGUCAUGUGUGCAGAUGAAAUGUUUCGUUUCCAUAACAUUCCUUUAUUAAUCAUAACGUGCUGGAUAGAGCUAGCAGGCUACCGCUAGCACUACAGUGGCAAAAACAUUGUAAAGACAAAAUCCACACCAGUAACUUAUCAUGUACAUGAGUCUUACCUCCUGUGAAACCAAUAUAAGUGUAAAUACAAAAAACAUAUACAAUAUUUUCUGUAUAUAAACUAUGUUGCUCUUUUUGACUACAGCAUGUCCUAACAGCAAUAAUUAAGAGUCAAUAACUUUCAAACAUCACUUUAAUAAACAUAAAUGACUUGUAUGUUAUGAUUUAAUUGCUUAAAUGUGUUAAUCUGUUAUUAGUGUUACAAGAACACACUCCUACGGGAAGCUAAUGCUAAUAUUGUGACAGCACAAGUUAAGAUGUUUACACCGCGAAUUUAUUUACUAAAGGUGUUUAUGUUUGUGAUUAUAUAAAUCUGCGCAGUUCGUAGAGCUAAAUGUAUGUAAUUAACUACCUUCUGGUCGCGGUCCGGGGGCUGGUUGGGUCAGUGAGGCGGUACCGACUCAGAGCUUCUUUAGUUUUUUUAGUGUUUCCACUUCAGACUGACAGAGGGAUGGACCGGAAGUGGUUACGAAAGAAUCGCUUCUAGUGUUUCCACUCGCGUGGUGUUUCCACUCGCGUGGCGUUUCACUUACUACACAACAGGAGAAAGUUUUAUUCAUUUAUUUUAGCUUACACAAAAUAAUAUAAUAAAGAGAAUAUUAGAAUGGACACAGAUUCACAAACUACAUAUUUGUGAUGAUUGUAAACAGACAUCGUAGAUUACAGUUUACACAUAAUAAAGUGCAGCACCAGAACAGCAGAGGGCAGUCGGAAGAGAAAGACGCGUUGCUUCGCUUUGUGUGCUUUCCACGAAACAGGGAAGGAAUCUUCCUUAGACGAUUGUAGGGUUAAUAUAAAUAGUAUAUUUUAUUCCGUUAAACAAAUAAUAUGUGGAACGUGAAAUACUUUGUCAUAAUUUCAUUUUAGUAUGUUAUAUAUACAAAUUAAUUGUAAAAUCUGCUCUCUACUUUUAAAAAAAUAAAUUGCACACCAUAAAGUUGAUAAAUUUCCCCGUGUCUGAAAUGGUACAGUUCAAGCGUUCAAACAUUCGCGGUAAAAUUAUUAUUACUGUCAGACUCUGGAUAAUUUUUUUUAAACUUUGUGAUAACGCUAGGCUGUUGUUUUUGUUUUUUAUUGUAAGUGAGUAUUUUAUCUAUCAUUAUAUGUAAUUAAAUUAAUGCGAAGAUGAGUAGGAUGACGAGAACUCUGAAAGCUCUUCAGCGCGAGCUGAAGAAUGCAAAACAGAGCAGUAAUGAUGCAGUGGAGUCCUCACAGCCCCUGGACAUUUCAUCCAUUGAGAGAGCCAGUUUCUUUCAAGGAUAUCAGUAUUCUCCUCAUGGGAACCCCCUUCACAGUACCGCUUUGGAAGAAGAUCUCAGUCCUGGACCAGAACAGAACCAAAAGUCUGCUCCAGAGACGAUUGGUCGACCACGAGCUGGGAAGUGUGCUCUCGGUGUAAUGGACACUGAUAAGACCACAGUUACUCAGGCUAAGAAAAUAAGCAAAGCUGUUUCCGAGGCAUUGAAUAACAAAGCUUCAUCCAAAGAGAACCAGGAACCACAUCAAGUCAAGUCAAGUCAAGUCUGCUUUAUUGUCAAUUCUUCCACAUGUACAGUACAUACAUACAGAGAAUCGAGACUGCGUUACUCUCAGACCUGUCAGACAACAAAUAAAGGAGAAAAAUCAGUAGUAAGAAGAGGUAAAGGCAGACCUUUGCCAACCAUAUCAGAAGGCAGAGAGGAUGCAGGCAAGAAAAGAACAUCAAUCCCCACAAGCUACACAGCCAAUGAAGCAGUCAAAGGUCGGAGGUCAGUAAAAGAAUCCUCUUUGACCCUAGGAGCAGCUCAGAGACAGCAGAGGUUACCGCCAUCCUCAGAAGAUCUGACAGACGAAGAGGAAAGUUUUCACCCAAGCAUGGAGAAGUCUAAGAGAAGAGCGUCCAGUCAGCGGCAAAGUGGCCAGAAACAAAAAAGGAAAUCUUCAUCUUCAUCGGUUUCCAGGAGUUUGUCACUCAGUAAAAGUAAGUGUGAAUUGCACUUAUCAAAGUCAAUUGCUAAAAUAUUUGACUCUGGUUUCUGCAGGGAGACUAUAAACUCUGAAGCAGUCAAACGCUCCAUUGAUGCUGUCGGUCGCUCAUUUGAGGAGCAGCUCUCAGAGAUAGCGAGACUGUUUUUUAGACAUUUUCACAUCAACAGCACUAUUAAUCAGAAGAGGACCAGACUUGUGGAAGCCAUUAAUGAGCUCAUAAAGGGAAAGACAAAGCUGAGAAACCUUCAGAAAGAUCAUGAUGAGAUGGAACAGAGACUCAAAGCUCUGAGAGAAGGUUCCUCUUUGCUCACCCACCUGCAGGAGCUCAACAGAAAGUACAUGAAGCACUCCACAGCUCAUCCGGAUGAGGUGGAAAUGUAUGGCCCAUCCUGUAUGCCUGCCAUGUUGAUGGAAGCCAGGUGCAUCAUGGGAACCGAGCACCAGCUAAAGACUGUUAAUGACCAUCUUCAGCAGGUCUUCGAUGAAACUGAAAAUUAAUAACUACACACACUGUACAGCUCAACAAAUAAACCAUUAUAAUCGAAUGGUACAUUAUCAAAGCCAUCAUUAACAAGUGUUGGGAGCCAACCCGGCGUCCGAGGCUCAGACGAUGCUGUACUGCGCACUACAAGAGAACAUCGAGCACCUGAGCGGAUAAUACUUUUCUGACAGUCAGCUGGUGCAAGUCAAACCCGAGGCCAGAGACAAUGGAAUCGCCAAAAAACUGUUGGACAUUAUUGAGAAGUUAUGUGGCAUGGCUUCAAUACACUGCUGUGAGAACAUUAUUGGUAUUUUUUCUUUUGGUAGAGUUCUCUGCAGACAAAGUCAUAUUUACAAACAGGAAUCCUGAAAUUCGAAAUGAAAAAGCCCCUGAAAAAAACACUGAGAUCAUUUCUAGUCUAAAGCAUCGUCUCCAUAUGAUUCUCUUAUGAGACAAGCUCAUGCGGGCAUUAGAGGACAAAGGGUCUAAGUGACUAAGCACCAUUUCAAACCUUACCACCAUGAAAUUCACUAUGAUUAAUAAAAAUAAAGUAAUCGUGAUGCUUCA